GCCGGAGGCCCUCGGGGCGAGGUCCCGGGGCGGGGCGGCCGCCCAGUUCCUGGUUCUAAAAGCGGCGCCGGAGGCCGGGGGCGCCACAGGCGCGGGGCCCACGGGCGGCGAAGGAUGGGCCCGCGGCCGCUGCUCCCCGCCGUCCUCCUGCCGCUGCUGCUGCUGCUGCUGCUGCUGCGGCCGCCGCCGGGCUCGGCCGGGGCGGGCCCGCCGCACCUGGUGCUGGUGCUGGCGGACGACCUGGGCUGGCACGACGUGGGCUUCCACGGCGCCCGCCUGCGCACGCCGCGCCUGGACGCGCUGGCGGCGGGCGGGGUGCGCCUGGACAACUACUACACGCAGCCGCUCUGCACGCCGUCGCGGAGCCAGCUGCUCACCGGCCGCUACCAGAUCCACACGGGUUUACAGCACCAAAUAAUCUGGGCCUGCCAGCCCAGCUGCGUUCCUCUAGAUGAAAAACUCCUGCCCCAGCUCCUAAAAGAAGCAGGCUACACUACCCACAUGGUCGGAAAGUGGCACCUGGGAAUGUACCGGAAAGAAUGCCUUCCAACCCGCCGAGGAUUUGAUACCUACUUUGGAUAUCUCCUAGGUAGCGAAGAUUACUACUCUCAUGAACGCUGUGUAUUUAUCAACGCUCUCAAUGUCACACGAUGUGCUCUUGAUUUUCGAGAUGGUGAGGAAGUUGCAACAGGAUAUGAAAAUAUGUAUUCAACAAACUUAUUUACUGAAAGGGCUACAGCCCUCAUAAAAAACCAUCCACCAAAGAAGCCGUUGUUUCUCUACCUUGCUCUCCAGUCCGUCCACGAGCCCCUUCAGGUCCCCGAGGAGUACAUGAAGCCGUACGACUUUAUCCAAGAUAAGAACAGGCGUCACUAUGCAGGAAUGGUGUCCCUUAUGGAUGAAGCAGUGGGAAAUGUCACCGACGCCUUAAAGAGCCGGGGGCUCUGGAACAACACGGUGUUCAUCUUCUCCACAGAUAAUGGUGGGCAGACUUUGGCCGGGGGCAAUAACUGGCCCCUUCGAGGCAGAAAGUGGAGCCUGUGGGAAGGAGGCGUGCGAGGGGUGGGCUUCGUGGCCAGCCCCUUGCUGAAACAGAAGGGCGUGAAGAGCCGGGAGCUCAUCCACAUUUCCGACUGGCUGCCCACUCUGGUGAAGCUGGCCGGGGGCAGCACGAACGGUACCAAACCUCUGGACGGCUUCGACGUGUGGAAAACCAUCAGCGAAGGAAGCCCGUCCCCCAGAAUUGAGCUGCUACAUAACAUCGAUCCAGACUUUGUGGACCUUUCUCCCUGUCCUGGGAAUAGCACGGCUCUUGCAAAGGGUGACUCUUCUCUUCCAGAAUAUUCAGCCUUCAACACAUCUGUCCAUGCUGCAAUUAGACACAGAAACUGGAAACUCCUCACAGGCUACCCAGGCUGUGGUCACUGGUUCCCUCCACCAUCAGAAUACAAUGUUUCUGAGAUACCCUCAUCGGACCCACCAAGCAAGACCCUCUGGCUCUUUGAUAUUGAGCAGGACCCAGAAGAAAGACAUGACCUGUCCAGGGAGUAUCCCCAUGUGGUCAAACAGCUCCUUUCCCGGCUACAGUUCUACCAAAAACACUCGGUGCCCGUGUUCUACCCGGAUCAGGACCCCCGCUGUGACCCCAAGGACACUGGGGCUUGGGGCCCUUGGAUGUAGGACCUGGGGCAGCCUCGGGUGGGUCGCUAGAAAGCCUUUCUGUGCAAGUUGGACUUCAGACUCUGCUCGUGUGACUCAUUCGUCCUCCCAAUGGCUUCCCCUGGCCCUUCUUUUGCCCCUAAACCGCAUUAACGAGGUUGUCUCAUUUCAACCCCUUGUGCAUUUAAGAAGAUGCGAUAAAAUCUGGAACCCUCCCGCUGUUGGUUUGGGUGCGUGUCUAGAGGAGAGGGUGAUGGGGUUCAUCUCCUUUUUUCCAGAGCCAUGGGUCUGCUGGGAACUUGACUUGAAAUAGGAAGUUUGUGAGUCCUGGAGGCCGGAGCAGCUGGCUCCUUUAGCCUCGCAAGUCAGAUGUGAGGUUUCCCUCUGCCAAUAGCCAGCUUUUAUGGGGGUGACUCACAUUUCUUGCAGCAAAUGAAGGGAGCAGACCAUUGUUAAUGGCUCUGUUGGCUAGCGGGUCUCCCUGUCUGCGAGAGAUCGUGUUCAGACGUCCCAUGUGAAUACGCGCCUGGGUCACCCUCGCUCACACACUUCAUCACUCAUCCCGUCCUGGAGCAUGAGGCCCAUUUCACUGGUCAGGUCAGGAUGGCAGCACGCCUGCUCCUCGGUUCUGCUCUUCACAAUAAAGAACUCUUUUUAUCCCC
Pipistrellus kuhlii (Kuhl's pipistrelle) is the source of this 2321-nucleotide messenger RNA. RefSeq names its product arylsulfatase B (gene ARSB). Lineage: Eukaryota; Metazoa; Chordata; Mammalia; Chiroptera; Vespertilionidae. The coding region runs from base 115 to 1680 and encodes 521 amino acids. The transcript is spliced from 8 exons. The record is from RefSeq and is a predicted model, not a curated record.